Messenger RNA from Cuscuta epithymum, 507 nucleotides. The record is from the annotation of a GenBank genome assembly. Lineage: Eukaryota; Viridiplantae; Streptophyta; Magnoliopsida; Solanales; Convolvulaceae.
CAUCGAAAAACCGGUGUCGGAGAAUGCCCUUACAUGUUUGUGGCAAUUUCUUAUAGCUCAGAAAAAGGGUGAUGUUAGGUGUAGUGCUAUGGGGCUGCAUGUAGAAAGGCCUCCUAGUCCACUUGCCGCCACCGCUGCCACCGCAGAUUUUGCAGCUUAUUGGAACCCCGUGGAAGAGAUGACCAUCACAACGAAUCUCUUUUGUGAAACCAAGACAGGGAAGAAGAAGCUGGUGUGGACGGAUCUUCUUCAUUUCAAGUUCUUGGAUGCCAUCACCUCUCUAGGGAUUCAUAAUGCGGUACCCAAGAAUAUUUUGAAACUCAUGAAUGUGCCAGGAUUAACCAGGGAGAAUGUUGCAAGUCAUUUGCAGAUCGUUCAUAGCUGUUCAUUCAUCCUGAAAUUUGGGACCAACAACUGGUAUCAGAGCCGAUCGAGUACUGAUCUGCAUCGACGAAAAACUGCGAAAAAUACUCUGUUUCAUGUUUCUCGAUGUUUAUUAAAUCUGCC